AUGGAUGGCUUGGCUUUUCUUCAGGCAACUCACCAACAGGUGAGAACUGCUUUACAACCAUUACUUCAACUGGAAAGGACUCUCGGGAAGAUGGCGGAAGCUCAGAGCAAUUCCUCUCCGUGGCAUGCAGACCUUUGGAAAGACGAAGAGGUGGAGUUGAAUGGUCAGGUCGACCUGAAUGGCCAUAACCUGAAUGGCCAGGGCAUGGCGGAGAUGUUUCAGCCCCUCACUAUGGUGCUGAGCGGACAAAGCGACAGCCCCACCAGUCGCAGCAAAGAUCCGAUGGUCCGACAGGUUACCCCUUUUGCUGAAGAGGAAGCGGUCCAGGCGUCGGCGUCGGCCUCCAUUUUCACGGGCAAGUUCCAGGACGUCAUGAGAAUGAGCGAAGCAAGUAUAUUCAGUCCCAGAUCCGAAGCCGUCGCUCCGCGGGUACGAAUACGCGUCAGUGAUGUCUCGGAGACUCUGACCGAUGGCACUGGAAGUGGUUUGGCGAGUCCCACAGCGUUGCCGGCGGAGUUCGCGGAGACCAACGUGCACGACAUGUGGCGAGCGGAAUCCGAUGCUUUGCGUGCCAGGAAAAAGACUUCCGAUCGAGGGAACUUGAACAGCAUCAGUAGUCGAAACUAUUCUCGCCUCACACGUCGACAUGAUCUCAAGAGCCGCCUUCAGGGGGGCUUGUCGGGUUUUGUGAUGAGGCCAGAUAGCUUUCUGUGCGUUCUAUGGGAUAUCAUCUGUGGGAUCAUGAUGUUGCACGACAGUGUGAUGAUCCCCUUGCUCACGGCCUUUGAUGUCCAACAGACGGGAGCCGUCUACGGCUUCGCAUUGGUGAGCGCUGUGGUUUGGUGUUUAGAUAUGAACAUCUCCUUCUUUCGCGGCUUCAUCAAUGCCCGGACAGGCUUUGUGGAGAUGCGCAUGCGGCCCAUUGCACGCCGCUACCUCACCGGCUGGUUUUUGCCGGACGUGGCGCUGAUCUCGUUGGACAUGGUCUCCUUCUUCAGCACGGAAAGCAGCAACAUGGUGUCCUUCACCUUGUUUCGUCUCUUCCGAAACCUGCGGCUCUUGCGGCUGGUGCGGAUGGUGGGUCGCGCCGGCGUGCUGAAGGAGCAUUUGCAAACUUUCGAAAUCAUGGAGUGGGCAUCCGUCUAUGUGGAGACCACCCUGGGAAUGAUGAAGCACUUGGCCAUCAUCGCUUUGAUGUGCCACUUCUGCGGUUGUGCCUGGUACGCUUUGGGACGCACGGGACAGGAAUUGCCGGGACAGACCUCAUGGAUCACCGUGCACGCAGGAACCAGAGAUGAGCUGGGCCUUCCCACCGAUCUCAUGUAUAUGUACAGCACUUCGCUCCAUUGGGCCUUGACGCAGUUCACCCCGGCGGCCAUGGAGGUCUCGGCCAGCAACGGUGUGGAGCGCCUCUUCACCGUCUGCGUCGUCCUCACAGGACUCAUUGCCUUCAGCUUCUUCUUGGGCUCGAUCAACCAAUCCUUGAGCCAAUUGAAAGCCCGCAGUGCCCAGGAAACCUUCCAGAACAUGCUGGUUCGCCGCUACAUCAGCGAGCGGCAGUUAUCCAUGGAACUGGCCGCUGACAUGUUGGCCUUCAUCCGGCAACGUGGACUGGGAAAAGCCAAGAGCAAAGUGGUCUUCAGCGAUAUCAAGGCCUUGGACAGCUUGCCACGAGAGUUGCUGGCGCACUUGCAGCACGAAGUGGGCCUUCCGAUCUUGGACACUCAUGCGAUGCUGAAGCAUUUGAGUGUGCUGGGCAGCAAGGAGAUGACUCGCUUGUGCGAGAAGGCCCUGAAGGAGUCCCGACGGAUCUACGGCGAACACUUGUUCGAAGCCGGCGGCGGCGGCGAAAAGAUGUACUUCAUCCUGUCCGGACGCUUUCACUACACCAGUGAGUUGCUGCUGGAUGUGACCCACGAAGUGUCCAAAGGGAUGCGCUGCAGUGAAGCCUCUCUUUGGCUCUCCUGGGAGCACCACGGAACGAUGACCUGUGCGGAUCACACCUCGUAUCUCUUUCAGCUGGACGGCGCCAACUUUCGGAAGAUCAUGGUGCGCUCCGACCAAGCUGAGCUGUGCGCAAUGUACGCGCGACUCUUUCACAAGGGCUUGAUGGAGGCGUCUGUAACUGAGGAGGACGCCAGCGACUUGUUCGGCAGCGACGAGGACGUCGCGCAGAUCAUGACGCCCAUCCGCGCGGUGAUCCGCACCAGCAACUUGAUGGCGGACUUUGGGCACUUCUCCGCUGUUUGGGCUUUCCAAGUCUGGAAGGAAUGGCUUCAGGACAAGAAAGAUGAACGACGGAGAUCCAAGAGAAACAGUUUUAAUUUUUGCGGCCGCAGAGAGGCGUCCUAA
Messenger RNA from Durusdinium trenchii, 2352 nucleotides. NCBI's taxonomy places the organism in Eukaryota, Dinophyceae, Suessiales, Symbiodiniaceae. The record is from the annotation of a GenBank genome assembly.